UUCAUAAUACACCUGAAAAUAUUAUAAAUUCUUCCAGUAUAUAUUUCAUGUUAAAUGAUAUAAGCAGUCUAAGUAACUAAGUGCUGUGUUUGAGUCUUCGCAGGGGCGUGUGUGUUUUCUGGAGAACAGCGGCAGGCCGUUUUGGCUCCAGUUCCAACUCCAUCCAGUCUGCGCAGUCAACCGCCAGCAGCGCCACUGGGUGCUGGAGUAUCCCGAUGAAAGACUAGACUCCACGGAGAAACAGAUGUUGCUGCCAUGUACAACACCUGCAUCCAAAGGAGACCAGAAACUCAUCUGACUGACGUCCUUUUGCAAGCUUUCAGCUCCUUUAUUGUAGAAACAUUCAGUGACUCUCCUCCCAGACUGAAGUCCAACAUCAACCACUGCCACAGCCCACCCACUGAGACUCUUCACUCAUCCAGACAUACUUUCCUCUCACAGGACUGGCUUUAUUUUUGGUUCAUUCACAAAUGUCUACCUCACGAUUAAAAGACUACACUCCAACUCUGCAACCCUGAAAACCCUGAACAGGCUACAAAAUGACCUCAAGCAUUGACCGAGAUGACAGCAGCAUUUUUGAUGGGUUAAUGGAAGAAGAUGAAAAGGACAAGGCCAAACGCGUGUCCCGUAACAAGUCUGAGAAGAAACGCAGAGACCAGUUCAAUGUCCUCAUUAAGGAGCUGGGCACCAUGUUGCCAGGCAACACCCGCAAGAUGGACAAGUCUACUAUUUUGCAGAAAAGCAUUGACUUCCUGCACAAACACAAGGAAAUUGCUGCUCAGUCAGAAUCAACAGAGAUCAGACAAGACUGGAAGCCUCCGUUUCUUAGUAAUGAAGAGUUCACUCAGCUGAUGCUGGAGGCCUUGGAUGGAUUUUUCCUCGCUAUUAUGACUGAUGGAAAUAUUAUCUAUGUUUCUGAGAAUGUGACUUCUCUUCUUGAACACUUACCUUCGGAUCUUGUGGAUCAGAACCUUUUAAACUUUCUGCCCUCGGGGGAGUACUCUGAUGUGUACAAAGCUCUGUCCUCACAUGUCAUAGAGGGAGAGACUCUAACACCAGAGUACCUGAAAACAAAGAAUCAGCUUGAGUUCUGUUGCCAUAUGCUUCGAGGGAAAAUCGAUCCCAAAGCGCCUCCUGUGUAUGAAUAUGUCAAAGUCAUAGGAAACUUCAAAUCCUUGAAUAAUGUGCCUAACUGUAACCGAAACGGUUAUGAAGGAGUGAUCCAGCGAUCGCUUCACUCUACAGUUCAGGACAGAGUGUGUCUGAUUGCGACUGUAAGACUGGCCAAACCACAGUUCCUAAAGGAGAUGUGUGUUGUUGAGGAGCCUAAUGAGGAAUUCACCUCCAGACAUAGUUUGGAGUGGAAAUUCCUCUUUUUGGACCACAGAGCGCCACCCAUCAUAGGGUACCUCCCAUUUGAAGUCCUGGGUACUUCAGGAUACGACUACUACCAUGUAGAUGACCUGGAGACACUGGCCAAAUGUCACGAACACUUGAUGCAAUAUGGGAAAGGAAAGUCCUGCUAUUACAGGUUCCUGACCAAAGGGCAGCAGUGGAUUUGGCUACAAACCCAUUACUACAUCACUUACCAUCAGUGGAACUCCAGACCAGAGUUUAUUGUCUGCACACACACUGUUGUGAGCUACGCUGAAGUACGAGCAGAACAACGGCGAGAGCUUGGAAUUGAAGAUUCUCCCCCUGAGAUCACAGCUGAGAAGUCCCAUGAUUCAGGCUCCGAGUCCCAGCUCAACGCCUCCAGCCUGAAAGAAGCCCUGGAGCGUUUUAACCACAGCCGGACUCCCUCAGCCUCAUCACGCAGCUCCCGCAAAUCCCCCCAUACUGCCGUUUCGGACCCAGCCUGUGAGCACAAUCUACACUGCUGUUUAUCAUCGCUAAAUAUAUCCAAGAGGAUGAGUUUCUGUUUAUCUGAUGAAAUUUCUAUUUCAGCAUCGCAGAUACGGAUUCAGGGAGAUAGAAGUACACCAGGUCGACAGUCUGUCUCUGCUGUGGAAAUGACAUCACAACGAAGAUCGUCAGUCAGCAGUCAGCAAUCAAUGAGCUCCCAGAACACGGGUCAGAACACGGCACCCUUCAUGGUUUCACAACAAUCACAGCAGCAGCCUCAACAACAGCAGCAGCAACAACUUCAAAACAACCAAUCAGUGCAGUAUUCUAGCCAGCUGGAGGCCAUGCAGCACCUGAAGGAGCAGCUAGAGAAGAAGACCAGGAUGAUCGAGGAUAACAUUCAGCGGCAGUUGGAUGAGUUGCGGCAGAUCCAAGUGGAACUGCAGAGCGUGCAGGGACAGAGUCUGCAGAUGUUUCAACAGAAUGGGGGUGAAGGACUAAACCUCACUUCUGCUCAGACUCUUCAUGGCAGCCUUGGUCAGCAGGGAGGUGCACUGAGCAUGCAAGGCCAGGUGGUCCCUGCAGCACCUCUACAGAACAGCAUCCAGCAACAGCUGCCAGUCCAAGCCCAGUCCCAGCAGCAAACACUACUAAGGGACCAGAGCACCGCUCUGGCACAGUGUCAGCACUCGACACUAACUCUGCAGCCUCAACAAAAUCCCCUCCCUGGAUCCAUCUACAAUACUAUGAUGAUCCCGCAGCAAAGUCCAGCCAACAUGGUUCAGAUUUCCACAAGCCUGGCACAAAACACCGGACCCAGCACUCCAGCUGUGGCAACAUUUGCACAGGACCGUGCUGCUCCAAUAAGGUUUCCUACAGCUCCUCAGCUGCUGACUAAACUGGUCACGGGACAGAUUCCAUGUGGGGCAGUCAUGGUACCCACCACCAUGUUUAUGGGUCAGGUGGUGACGGCCUUCGCUCCUCAGCAGGGCCAGACUCAGGCCAUCAGCAUUUCUCAGCAGCAGCAGCAGUUACAGGCACAGUCCCAGGUUUCAGCCCUGCAGGCGGGACGGGCUCAACUGGCCCCGCAGCAGCCACAGUUCCUACAGGCUCCUCGGCUGCUUCAUGGAAACCAGUCCACCCAGCUAAUCCUCCAAGCAGCGUUCCCUUUGCAGCAGCACAGCACCUUCACUGCCCCGGCCCAGCAGCAGCAGCAGAAACAGCAGCAGCAACUGACUGCUCACCGACCCAACGGUCUGUCUACUCAGCCACAGUAGCUGAUUGAAGUAAAACUCAGACAUGGAGGUUUUGAAACAUCAUUGGUUCUACAGAAAACACAGAUGGGGUCCUGCCUCUGAGGCAGAAAAGAGACUGAUUAGAGACCGUCAGGCUACUCAAAACGACCUAUUGUUUGCAAAAAAAAAUUCCUAACGGGAAGAGUUUAGCAGAGAACCGGGACUGGGCUCGCUAUGACUCCGCCUUUAGAUUUGGACCACUAUGGAUUUAGGGUUUUAUCGUCAACAUCGCCUAGCAGCGCAGCAGGAGGAUCAGGCGGUUUGGAUGUUUAUUGCUGUUCUUGUGUUUUCUGUAUAAAAAUAAUUAUGGGUCAGAAAAUAUUUUUAUGAAUGUGGUGUAGAUGAUAGUUUAACUGUACAGAAUAUCAUGUGUAAUAUAUAAUGUAAAUAUACAGAAAAAGAAAUACCUAAUAUUUUAUAUGAUGCAUGAAAUGCAUAGUUGUUCUUUGCAGCUUUCAAUAUGCAUUUUUUUUUUUUUUUAAAGGAUUCUAAGAAAAACGAUCUUAAAUGCUCAGAGGGUCAUGUUUUCCAACUUGCUCUCUCCCACAGGGAGGUGUUUGUGCGUCUGCAUAGCAGACAAAGCAGAUACUGUUUGUUGUGUCCCAUUAUUUUAAUUCUUGACCAUUAUUUUUCGCAGUUUACAUCAACUGUUCAACUGAUGGGCACAUUUUUGUCCUUUUUAAAAGCUGUGCUAAACAUCCAAACAGUGGAGGCUGUAAACCCUGAGUGUCAGAUUUUGUUCAUGAAAUACAAACUACCUACUACCAAGAUGAAGCUAAAGCAGCUGUAAGAUUUGUCAUCACUGUCAUUCAUAUCGUAAUUUAUUUGUCUCACUUCUUUUCUGAUUUGUGCUUUCAGUCUCUCAUCUCUGAUGUGUCAUUCUUCAAAUUGCUCUGUUCCACAUUUCUAAAAAUAUAUGGAAAUAUUUAAAAGGAAA
This is a messenger RNA of Girardinichthys multiradiatus, 4077 nucleotides long. RefSeq names its product clock circadian regulator a (gene clocka). The record is from RefSeq and is a predicted model, not a curated record. Bases 540 to 3122 code for a protein of 860 amino acids. Gene Ontology annotation, cellular component: cytoplasm; nucleus; CLOCK-BMAL transcription complex. Gene Ontology annotation, molecular function: E-box binding; DNA-binding transcription factor activity, RNA polymerase II-specific; protein dimerization activity. Gene Ontology annotation, biological process: circadian regulation of gene expression; regulation of transcription by RNA polymerase II. NCBI's taxonomy places the organism in Eukaryota, Metazoa, Chordata, Actinopteri, Cyprinodontiformes, Goodeidae. The transcript has 21 exons.